GUGUCCCUUCCAUGUCCCGCGAAUGGCGAAUCACUCACACUUCCCUGCUCUGCUGCACCUCUGCAGCGAUCUCCUCCUCACCGCGGGCGCAGCACGAGCCCGAUCGCACAAGGGCGGGGCUCCGUCGCCGGACGGACAACGGGAAGGUCGAGCGACUCGGUAGUGGCACUGCCGCCGUCGACGACGACCGCCGACGAUGGCCCGGCCGCAGCAACGGUACCGCGGCGUGCGGCAGCGCCACUGGGGCUCCUGGGUCUCCGAGAUCCGCCACCCUCUCCUGAAGGCGCGGAUAUGGCUGGGCACCUUCGAGACGGCGGAGGACGCGGCGCGCGCCUACGACGAGGCGGCUCGGAUCAUGUGCGGGCCACGCGCGCGCACCAACUUCCCCGCCGACGCCUCCGACCCGCCCGCCGCCGCCGCCUCCCCGUCGUUCCUCUCCGCGGCGCUCGUCGAGAAGCUGCACCGGUUCAACCUGGCGUCCGUGCAGGCCACGCAGCGGCAGAGGGAGGCGGCGGCUGCAGCCUCCGCGGCCGCUGCCGCCGCCUCCGCCGCGACGCCACCGCCGGGCGCGCAGUGGGGCGGCAGGUUCCUGGAGGAGCAGCACGUGGAGCAGAUGAUCGAGGAGCUGCUGGACUCCAACUUCUCCAUGGAGAUUUGCUGCUAGGCUUUGCCUGUGCUCUUGGCUAGCCGCGACGUGAGCAGCGCCCCUGUCUGUCCCCGCGCUCUGCUCCUUUCUCUGUUCGUGCGCCAUGCGUGUGCCGGUGUGCGUGCGGCGCGCUGUUUCUUCGUGCUCGUGCGUAGUAGAGCUCAGCUGCACCGUGCGUAGUAGUCUGAUUUGUACGUGUAUAGUUUGUAGCAGUACGUAUAAGUAUAUAUAAUCGAGCAUUCUCAUUCUUGCAAA
Messenger RNA from Sorghum bicolor (sorghum), 901 nucleotides. Its product is annotated as ethylene-responsive transcription factor ERF003. NCBI's taxonomy places the organism in Eukaryota, Viridiplantae, Streptophyta, Magnoliopsida, Poales, Poaceae. The coding region runs from base 197 to 664 and encodes 155 amino acids. The transcript is spliced from 2 exons. Gene Ontology annotation, molecular function: DNA-binding transcription factor activity; DNA binding. Gene Ontology annotation, biological process: regulation of DNA-templated transcription. The record is from RefSeq and is a predicted model, not a curated record.